GUGCCUUGCUCUUCUUCUCCUCCCGACCCCUGCAACCCGAGAAGCCCCCAGCUACCGCCACCCCUUUUUCCGACCGGGAACACCGGUAGAACUUGGGAUUUUCUCCUCCUUUUCUUGUUCUUGAACCCAGGAAUCCCCCCCCCCUCUGCUGGAAAUUCCAGAUCUGCUCUGCUCUUCUCCUUGUUCGCCGGCUGCUAUGUGGGUUUGGAUUUCUGGGCACUUUUCAGGUAAGCCACAGCCAUAAACCUCAUCUUUUAGGUUGAUUUAGGCUGGGUUUACCUUAAUUGCUUUUAUUUCCCUCAAUUUUGAGGUAGCCCGUGAGCCCUCCCUGCAGCUUGCCGCCGGCUUCUUCUCCCCCUGCUAGCUCCGGUUCUUUCUGGAAAAUUCUGGUUUUGAUCGUUCUGUCACCGUAGCACUUGGGUUAGCCUUCUUUCUGUGCGAGUAAGCCUCUGAAUGUGAUUAAACUAAAAUGGAAAUUGUGAUGGUUUUUAUGAGAAUUUCAUUGUUUUUCUGGAAUUGAGCAUGAUUGGAAUGAAAAUGGGAAUUUCAUUGUUUUCUGGAAUUGAGCACGAUUGGAAUGAAAUUGUUUUCAUUGCAUUGAGUAGAGCAUGCCUAUUUGGAAAUUGACUGAACUGUUUUGAUAAAUUGAGAGUUUGCAAAUUCCGAGUUUUCUGUUAAAUCCAUGCUCACAUGGAAAUUUUUCGGUUAUUUCUGAAAUUGGAGAUUGAUUGUGAAUUUCGGGUUUUUCUGUAAAUUCUGCAUGGUUUUGUCUCGGAUAUAGUCAUGAUUACUAACGCCCACUAGUGGGAGCUGUAAACGCUAGGACAUGUCGACAUGUAUUUCUGUAGAACCGGUUCACCUUGCCAAUGGGGUUAAACAUUGGUAAUAUUACUAAUGCUUACCAGUGGGAGUUUGUGAAACACUGGUACCAUUACUGACGCCUGCCAGUGGGAGUUUGUAAACACUGGUACUUCUGGAACCUUGCCAAUGGGGUUAAACAUUGGUAAUUACUGACGCCUGCCAGUGGGAGUUUGUAAACACUGGUACUAUUAUUGACACCUGCCAGUGGGAGUUUGUGAAACACUGAUGAGACUACUGAACUGAGUUUUAUUCUGCAUGAACGGUUUGUCAUGAAACACUUUGUUAUUGAAUCGAACUAGAUUUUGCAUUAACGGUUUUGUCACUGAACGUUUUGCUAUUGAACUGAAUCUGAUUUUGUUUUAACGAGUUAUCAUUGAAAGCUUUGUUAUGCUUACAUGGUUUAUCUGGCAUGCUUAAACUUUUACCAAGGGCUAUCUAUAUUUACUUACUGAGAUAUUUUAUCUCAUAGUUUUCCUUGUCCACCAUUUCAGGAAGCGAAACUAAGGACGGGGAAAUCAAGGGGAGUGACGAGUUAGAAGGCUAGCCAUUUCGAGAUUGAUAUAGAUUUAGAAAUAAAUCAUGCUCUUGUAAGCUAGAGUGUAUGUGGAGAUUUUAU
Rubroshorea leprosula is the source of this 1477-nucleotide messenger RNA. NCBI's taxonomy places the organism in Eukaryota, Viridiplantae, Streptophyta, Magnoliopsida, Malvales, Dipterocarpaceae. The record is from the annotation of a GenBank genome assembly.